Messenger RNA from Sinocyclocheilus grahami, 2054 nucleotides. RefSeq names its product protein kinase C gamma type-like. Gene Ontology annotation, molecular function: ATP binding; zinc ion binding; diacylglycerol-dependent serine/threonine kinase activity. Lineage: Eukaryota; Metazoa; Chordata; Actinopteri; Cypriniformes; Cyprinidae. The transcript has 14 exons. Gene Ontology annotation, biological process: protein phosphorylation. The record is from RefSeq and is a predicted model, not a curated record.
AGCAGCUUAUGUCUUCUGUUUGCCCUCUCUGCUCAUACACAUACACUACACUACAGCUCUCUAUGAUCUUCUCCUUUCACAAAUCUAUGCAAUUACACACAAGAUAAUUAGACGGCAUGAUGUGAGUUGUUAUUUAUGUUUUACAGGGGAAUUGGAAAGCAAGGAUUCCAGUGUCAAGUGUGCAGUUUUGUGGUGCACAGACGCUGCCAUGAGUUUGUCACUUUUACUUGUCCCGGAGCCAUCACUGCUCCCAAAGCAGAGGAUCUCAAGAGCAAACACAAGUUUAAAGUACAUACAUACUCCAGUCCCACCUUCUGUGAUCACUGUGGGUCUCUGCUCUACGGCCUCAUACAUCAGGGCAUGAAAUGUGCCAUUUGUUCAAUUGCAUAAUAUAAUUUAUGCAAUAUAAUUCAAUACGGUUAUGUAAGAACACACAUAAUGAGUUCUCAAUGGGUAAUGUAUGUUUUAGUGCACGAAGCAUAUAACCUGAUACCCAUGGACCCUAACGGCCUGUCGGACCCUUAUGUGAAGCUCAAACUCAUCCCUGAUCCAAAGAGCCAGAGCAAACAGAAAACCAAAACCAUCCGUUCUACACUCAACCCUAUCUGGAACGAGAGCUUCACCUUUUCAGUGCGUGGGAGGCAGUGGGACAGGCGUUUGUCUGUAGAGGUCUGGGACUGGGAUCGGACCUCACGGAAUGACUUCAUGGGCGCUCUGUCGUUCGGCGUUAGUGAGAUAUUCAGACGAUCAGUCAGCGGCUGGUUCAAACUACUCAACCAGGAUGAGGGAGAGUAUUAUAACAUCCCUGUACCUGACCCAGACCUGCAGGUACCAGAUGCUGCUCUCAUGCCCUCUGUUCCUCUUGUUCCUGUUACUGUGACGACGCCUGUUCCUACUGUGACCCCUCCUGCUCUGAAUCCAACUCCCACUGCACUGCACACGGGCAAAGGCCGAGUCAGGCUGCAUGAUUUCAACUUCCUCAUGGUUCUGGGCAAAGGGAGUUUUGGCAAGGUCCUGUUGGCAGAGGAGAGGGGCAGCGAGCGCUUGUUUGCGGUGAAGGUGUUGAAGAAAGAUGUGCUGUUUCAGGAUGAGGACACAGAGAGCGCCAUGGUGGAGAGAAGAGUGCUGGGCCUCGUGGGGCGACCUCACUUCCUGACCUCCCUCUACUGCGCCUUUCAAACCGAGGAUCGUCUGUAUUACGUUAUGGAGUACGUGAACGGUGGUGAUCUUAUGUUUCACAUCCAAAUCGUUGGCAAGUUUAAAGAACCGCAUGCAGCGUUCUAUGCUGCUGAGAUAGCAGUGGGUCUGUUCUUCCUGCACAACAAAGGCAUCAUAUACAGAGAUCUAAAGCUGGACAAUGUCCUGCUGGACAGUGAAGGACACAUAAAGAUAGCAGACUUUGGGAUGUGUAGGGAAGGCAUGAUGGAAGGGGACACCACUCGGACCUUCUGUGGCACACCUGAUUACAUCGCACCUGAGAUUGUGGCAUAUCAGCCGUAUGGUAAAGCAGCGGACUGGUGGUCAUAUGGAGUCCUCCUCUAUGAGAUGCUGGCUGGACAGCCUCCUUUUGAUGGCAUAGAUGAGGAGGAGCUGUUUCAGUCCAUCAUGGAACAGAGCGUUUCAUAUCCUAAGAGUCUCUCUCGGGAGGCUGUGGCCAUCUGCAAAGGACUUCUCACCAAGAACCCUGCUAAGCGUUUGGGUGGAGGAGAGGAUGCAGAGAGAGAGCUGCGGGAGCAUCCUUUUUUCCGCUGGAUGGACUGGGACCGGCUGGAGAGACUGGAGAUACAGCCUCCCUUCAAACCCAGAAGUGGAGGCAGAAAAGGAGAGAACUUUGAUAAUUUUUUCACAUCCGCCCCCUCUGCCCUCACGCCUUCUGACCCGGAUGUUCUUGCCGCCAUAAGUCAAGAGGAAUUCCAAGACUUCACCUACAAUAACCCCGAAUUUCCCCCCUCACCCCUCACAGCUGUCUGAGAAAACCUUGAUCAAUCCACACCAACCAUCUUUUGACUUUUUCUGCUUCUGUUCAUGAUUUCAACUUGUGACCAAAAAAAAAA